UCGGGCGGCGAGGGCAUGGCGCACGUGGGGUGCCGGGCGGGAGGGUGCCCUGAAUAGCGCCCCCGGGCAAGAUUGGGGCGCACCCCAGAGGGCACCAUGUGGGGCGCCGUGGCUGGGCUUUCUUGGCGGCCGACGCUGUUAGCUUUGAGCGCGGCUGGCCGCACCCGCGUUUUGGGGUCCGGGGCGGCGAGGAGGAGGGGUGUGUCGGCGAGGAGUUGCCACGGUUUAUCCGACUUUCACCCGGGUCUGGAUUACGAGGAGACGCCCCUGUGGUCGUUCGGUUACCGCUUCGACCCCAAGCGUUACGUAACCGAUCCGAAAUUGGUUAGGACCGUGGCAAAGAUCUUACAGAAACCACAGAAAACGUGCCAGCUCUUCAUGGAGUGCAAUCCUGGUCCUGGAAUCUUGACUAAAGCAUUUGUUGAAAGUGGUCAUAAAGUGGUUGCCCUUGAAAGUGACAGUACUUUUAUCCCACAUUUGGAGACCUUACAAAGUAAUUGGGGUGGAAAACUACAAGUGGUUCACUGUGACUUCUUUAAACUGGAUCCGAGAAAUGGUGGAAUAGUGAAACCUCCGAUUAUGCUUUCACAGAUGCUCUUUAAGAAUUUGGGGAUAGAAGCAGUUCCUUGGAAAGCAGGUAUCCCUUUCAAAGUAAUUGCAAGCUUCCCAAUUAAGAAUGAGAGGAGGAUACUAUGGAAAAUUUUACAUGACUUAUAUUCCUGUACUUCUAUAUUUAGAUAUGGUCGAAUAGAACUAAAUAUGUUCAUUAGUGAGUCGGAAUAUCAGAAGCUCGUGGCAAGCCCCAGAACCGCCCCCUUCUAUCAGCCUCUCAGUGUGCUCUGGCAAGUAGCUUGUGACAUCAAGCUUCUGCACGUGGAACCUUGCUCAUCAUUUGACCUGUGUACCCAAAAUGGGAUAUUGGAAAAGUCAGGUUAUAGGGCAGCCUUAAGCCAAAUGCAGCAAAGAAUCUGUUUUGUUCGAAUGACUCCUCGAAAAAAUUUAUUCACAGAAAACUUAACACCUAUUAACUAUGACACCUUUUUCCACAUGACGAAGCAGUGUUUUGUGAAGCGCAGCGCCAGGCUGUUGGACCAUUUACCUUCACUGAGUCCAAUUGAUACAAGGGACCUGCUGAAGAGAGUAAAUCACUUAGCGAAACUGAGGAUAACAAACAUGUACCCUAAAGACUUUAAACAGCUUUUUGAAACUGUGGAGUGUUUUGAUGAAUACACCUACAAAUGGCUGUAUGACGACAUCAUGGAAGAGGUGUCUGUGUAGCCGGCGGCGCUGUCCAGCCAGGCUGGGGCCAUUCAUUUACUGGGAAGCCACACAGUGAGAAAGAGCUGGUGGGAGAAGCUCAUUGCUGCAACAGAAGGUAACUAACUUGCGGUUUUGUGAAGGCCAAGUAGAAAAUUUCUUCUAAAGUUGAUCCCGUUAGUAUUGGAUAAGGACGGCAGUUUUUUUGAAACUGAAUAAAGUGAGAACUUCCGAUGAUUAUAGAUUUGAUCAGGUUGAAUUUGUUUUGUUCUGAAUUCCUAUCUAUAGUCAUACUGAUAGUUGGGGCAUAUUAUCACAUGAAGUUUAUUUUACGUUUAAAAUUGCUUUCAGCCAAACCUUUUUACAUUGUAUUAAUUAUUUCACUUUUUAUGUUAAUUUUUGCUACUCACGAGGGGCAAAAGAAUUUGCACAUUAUGAAGCUGAGACAGUAAAUAAAACUGAUUUUUGUAGUUUUACUUUUCUACUACAAGUAUUAUUCAAUGAAGUUAUUUAAAUUUUAAUAUUUAAACUGUAGAAUUAAAAUAUUUUAAGUCAAGAGAUUUUUGUCUUUCUUUUGGGCUCUAAAUAGCUAGUGAAACAUUAAAUGAACCCUAAUUUAUUCACUUUAAAUUAGGAUUAAACUUGUUCAUUUUAAAGUUUUUUUAUUUUGUUCCAUCAAAAAGUUCACCUGAAAUUAGACCUUUCCAUAAAUCUUAAAUGGAAUUAAGACUUUUUUUAGACCAUUAAUGAAGCUAUUAGAUUUUAUUUCAGACAUAGCUAGUCUUCUCAGAUUUCUCUCUUAUUGUAACAAUUUGUACAACCUAAGCUGCAUAUUUAGUAAGGAGGGCAUGUUCUUAGUGGCAUUUGGCCAAACCAGUUUUUCCUUUCUUCCCCACCAUUACCAUUGGCUUACUGUUCACUUUGGCCGGAAACUGAAUCCAUUUCUUUCUCUUCCUAUUCCUGCCCUACCAUUGCAUAACCUGCCUGAUCUUCAUAAUGUCAUUCAGUGCUCUUCCUAAUCCUGUUUCUCAUCUUCCAGUCUGUCACCUUGCUGGCAUAUUAAUAUUUCCAAACUGUUUCACCAUGGACUCGAUCAAUAAGCAGUACUAAGGUUUGGCAGAUUUGGUUUCCCAGUGGAUAAUAGAGGGAUAGCCACAUCUGGUACAGGGAGGAAAAGUGACUGAUAUCCCGAGUUAUCUCCCUGCUUGAAUCCACGUCUGAGUUUACAAGGCUCUGCUUCAGCGGGCCGCCCUCGUAGACAGCUACGAAAACAAAGAUACUAGUGCAGGCACCCGUUGGUGACACCCAAAACAGUGUCCACUUAGAUCCCAUUGUCCCUGUUCCCUAGUUGGAUUUCGCUGUUCCCUGACUUGCCAGCCGAUUUUCCUCUCGACCUCCUUCCCUUGAGCCGCACCUCUGAUCACACUAAGACAUCCUCCUCCUGCCCCUUCUUGAAUCAGCUUCUCACAUGUGUGGUCUUGAUGGCAUGUUUCUCUGCAGACUCAAGCUAACUGCAGAAGUUAAGGAAUGUGAAAGUAACAGGAAGAAAACGGUUGCAAUAAUACAAGUGUUAGAAAGACGGGACUUAGGGGAUCACUGCGAGGGAGGGAUUCCUGGUGACGACCAGGUGCAGAACUAGGGAAUUCAGGUUAAACAGUUCUGCUAGGUCUUCUGUUUUUGCUGGUGUCUGGGCUAGUGGGUGGUCAUUUGGUUCAUUGUGAACCCCGCCACCCGAUGGAUCUAAUACAAUGUUCAGAAGGAAUAUUGGGAAUGUGGCCUGAUAGAGGAAAGGUGCUUGCCCUAGAAAAGGGAACUGCCCAUACAGUUAGCUCUAGAUGUGAACACUGGCUAGAUAGAGGUGGCUAGAACCAAAAGCUUCAGUACACUCAGGGAUGGCUUAGAAUUCUCCGGCAGUGUUCAGAUUCUUAACAACUUUCCGGUAAGAAAAUAAUUUUUUUUUUGCUAAAAUACAGAAGAAUGCAGUCAGUUUAAAUUUAGUUUCAUUAAAAAUAUUGUUCUGUAUUAUUGACUUACCAUUUGUUCGGGCCUCAAUAAAUUGUAGAAUGGGGCCUUGUGGCUAUCAUGGUAUGGCUGGCCACUGAGGCUUGAGUUCCAACCCUGGCCAGGGAGGUGACCCACAAGGCAUAGCAGGCUCUGUCUUACCCAUUGCUCCCCUCAGCAGUGUAU
This is a messenger RNA of Condylura cristata (star-nosed mole), 3444 nucleotides long. It is a transcript of the gene TFB2M, whose product is annotated as transcription factor B2, mitochondrial. Gene Ontology annotation, molecular function: rRNA (adenine-N6,N6-)-dimethyltransferase activity; mitochondrial transcription factor activity. The transcript has 8 exons. The coding region runs from base 97 to 1278 and encodes 393 amino acids. Lineage: Eukaryota; Metazoa; Chordata; Mammalia; Eulipotyphla; Talpidae. Gene Ontology annotation, cellular component: mitochondrial matrix. Gene Ontology annotation, biological process: transcription initiation at mitochondrial promoter; rRNA methylation. The record is from RefSeq and is a predicted model, not a curated record.